AUGCCGUCAAAGGGCGACGAUGAGGAGAAGGAAGAUCCACAUACGAGCAUCCAUCCACCCAGUCCCAGCUCAGUUUACAGCAACGAUAGUCCUCUUGAGAGCGACAACACCAACAGCGGCAUUCGAGGUACCGAUGACUGGAGUUUCUUGGAUGACGUUCAUGUUGCUAUCGUAGCUUGGCUUGAUGCUGGAGGUUUGGAGAUGGUGAGGCUGGGGUAUGCACCUGUUUUCGCGACUGGAAUGGGUGGAAAGGGGAGGAGGAGGCAUAGUGUGUGA
This is a messenger RNA of Alternaria arborescens, 276 nucleotides long. RefSeq lists its product as hypothetical. The record is from RefSeq and is a predicted model, not a curated record. The coding region runs from base 1 to 276 and encodes 91 amino acids. NCBI's taxonomy places the organism in Eukaryota, Fungi, Ascomycota, Dothideomycetes, Pleosporales, Pleosporaceae. The transcript has a single exon.